AGCGCUAACAGCUGCUCCUUGCCAAGGGAGGGGGGGGGGGAAAGCGGCUGCCACCCAGCGAAAUGGUUGAUGUCACAUCGGGGCUGGAGACCCCGGACGCGGGGGCCCUCUACCUCCCUCAGCAGACCCAGCUCAUGGUCUACAAGAUCAACACCAAAAUUAACAAUGAAAAAUAUCUGCGGGCUCACACCGAAAUUGAGGUUCUGCUCUCCGGAUUCCUCAGAGACGUCUUGAUGAAAAGGCCGGAGAAUAUCCGAGAAUUUGCAGCAGACUAUUUCACCAACCCGGAGCUGCCGAAAAAGAUCCAGCAACAGAUGAUGGAGAAGCUAAACCAGGCAACUUAAGCGCCUUUGGCUUUGAAAAAUGCAAAUACCCCAAUUAUUAUAUUUCUUGCAAAAUCUUUCUUUUUCCACCGGUUGUUAAUAAAAACUCACAAAAUGCAUGAAAACGGCUUGUUUUUCUCCCCGCUCACGUAGGGGAAUGAAACGCGUGGGCAACCCCGGGCGCGGUUGCACCCUGUACAGGCAGUCCUCGACUUACGACGGUUCACUUAGUGACGGCUCAAAGCUACAGCGUCGCCGAAGAGACUUAGGGCCUGUUUCCCCCACACACACACUUAUGACCGUUGCGGCAGCGUGAUCAAAAUCUAGACGUUCGGCAACUGACUCGCACUUACGACGGUUGCCGGGGUAUCCCCCUUUUGCGACCUUCUGACCGGCGAUAUCAAGGGGGAAAUCGGAUGCUGCGUUAGCAGUGAUUCACUUAACGUCAAAGUCGUAACAUGGGGGGCGAAACUCACUUAACGAUUUAUUCAGCAACGGAAAUGUGGCCGUUAAGCCG
Thamnophis elegans (Western terrestrial garter snake) is the source of this 840-nucleotide messenger RNA. RefSeq names its product regulatory subunit of type II PKA R-subunit domain containing 1 (gene RIIAD1). The coding region runs from base 63 to 344 and encodes 93 amino acids. Lineage: Eukaryota; Metazoa; Chordata; Lepidosauria; Squamata; Natricidae. The record is from RefSeq and is a predicted model, not a curated record. The transcript has 4 exons.